AAGUAUAAUUCAAUUCAUAACAUACUCUACUAAUGAAAUUUUGGUGUGAAAGAGUUGUAAUCUUGCAAAAAUACAAUAGAAAAUCCAUGAGAUCCCCUAGGAAGAUAAUCGGUAUCGAAUCUCAUUCAUGUGCGUCUCAUACAAAAAUUAAAACGAGUGAACCUUUAACGUAUACACUAAAAAAUAAAAUAAUUUACUUUAAAUAAUAUUCUAAUUUAUGAAUAAAAAUUGCACGAGGAUUUGAAUUUUAUUUAUUAUUUUAAAAAGUCAUAAAAAAGUAUUAUAAUUCUUUUAGUAUUUGAAAAUGUAUGUAUUCAAACCACAUGUUUUUACUGAACAUUCGCCGAAGAAUAUUGUGACACUUGUAAGAAGAAUGGCAUCGAAGAUACAAUGUGAUGGUAAAAACAUAUAUAUUUACAGCGGCGAGCGUUUGACAUUUUCGGAAAGUUUAGAUUUAUCGGGUAAUUUUUUAUUCGCUACAUCAGAACCAAAAGUUCGAGAUAUCGAGGUGUACAAUCUAGCUCGACAACAAUGGAGAUUAAUGUGGAAUGAAAAUAAUUUACCAGAUAAUAAUGAUUUCAUUUGCAGUACUAUUUUUGAAUCAAAUUAUUUAGUUUUUUGCACACUCCAAGUACCUUUUAAUCGCGAAUUGUCAGACCGCAUAUGUCGAUUACAUAUUUGUAAUUUAAAUACCAAAAGUGUACUUGUCAAGGAGACAACUGGACAAAUUCCAUAUGCUACAUUUUCAAAAAAUUUAAUUCGUCAUGGAAAAUAUUUGUAUGUUGUCGGAUUCAAAGCACUUCUUCAAAAAUUUCCCGAUGUAUAUAAAUUGAAUAUGGAAAACGGUGUAUGGGAAGUUGAUUAUAUUUGCCCAGGACCUAAUGACUAUACAUUAAUUUUGAGAUCAUUACAUACUUUAGUUUAUGAUAAGAAUAUGAUUUAUGUAUUUGAUGAUAAACGUAUUGACUCCGAACUUGAUACAUUUCAUUUACACGAAAUCUUGGCAUUUGAUUUAGAAAAGCACUGCUGGAUAAUAGGAAAAACUCUUGGUGAUGAAAAUCACAUACCGCAGUAUCCAACUCGAAGAAAAAAGUUUGCGUUAACGAGUUAUAGUGAUCCAGAUUCUGGUGAAAUAAAUGUAAUAAUAUCUGGAGGAAUGGGUUAUUAUGGUACUAGAGAUAUCUACAAUGAUGUCUGGAGACUGAGUCUCACAAGUUUGAAAUGGACGAGUCUUGGUAGAUUUGGUAUUGUCUUACCUUGCCAGGUUUAUAGUCAUUCAAUGACCGUUUCUCCUGCUGGAAAAUUAUUCACAUUUGGUGGAUGGAUUGCCAAUAAAAAUACGAGAUAUUAUCCAACUUUUAUUUCUACUUUACACUCAACUUGGCUCAGGAUUCCUAAACUCACAGACAUUUGUUGGGAAGCUGUUUUACAUUACUAUCCAAACUUGAUAUCAAUGACUGACGAGGAAAUUAUGUCCCUCGGCCUUCCAUUGCAGUUACUCAAGUCGCGUAUUAAUUAAUAAAAUACUUAAUUACUUCAUUGUAUUCAUUUUUUUAUUUAUUACACACUAGCAUUUAAAAUCAUAAUAUUCAUAAAUUCAUUUGAA
Messenger RNA from Microplitis demolitor, 1606 nucleotides. Its product is annotated as kelch domain-containing protein 10 homolog. The record is from RefSeq and is a predicted model, not a curated record. Gene Ontology annotation, biological process: positive regulation of stress-activated MAPK cascade. The transcript is spliced from 3 exons. Lineage: Eukaryota; Metazoa; Arthropoda; Insecta; Hymenoptera; Braconidae. Bases 305 to 1519 code for a protein of 404 amino acids. Gene Ontology annotation, molecular function: protein binding.